AUGGAGCCCAAGAAGAUCGCUGGGGUUGGGGUAGUACCCGCCACCGACAACCCGUUCCUUGAACAUGGAGCUUCAACAACUCGGCAGUCAAUGCUUGCUUCCCCCAUUGUGCGAAGGCAAUCUAGGUCCAGCCUGCAUGCCGAAUUCAGGAGGGCCUCCAUAUCUUGCGUAACCCGUGAGGCAACUGGGGAGAAUUGCGCGAAACAGAAAUUCAUCGUAUGGGCUGCCGUCAAGCGAAACAGAUCGGUCCGCAUCGCACCAGAAGAAAGGCUGGAAUGUCCAUUAUGGAGGUGCCGCGAGAGAUUCGACGACCACGAGCAGAUGCUGCAGCACGUGGCGGGCUGUCAGCAUCUUGCAACCGGCGCAUACUUCUGUCACGAUUGUAUGAGAGUUGAAAAAUUCAACGAUGCAAAAUGCAAGUGUUGUCUCGGCCAACCAACCAAGAGGAGGCGCAUCAUCAACAUGGCCAAGAAUUUCUUCAACAAGGUCGGUCACAAGUCGCGAAAGGACGGACCAAUCGACUUUGAAUCGGAAGACUUCGCAAUAGCUCCCCCCAGUUAUGAGUCGCUCGACAUCGCCCAACAACUGCAAGACCAGUCGCAAACUUAUCUGGAGAUGGAGGCCACCGAAAUCUUGGAGAUGGACGGUGAUGGUGUUGGACCAGCUCAGCUCGACUCGAUAAAUUACGAGCCACAGCCUGGUAACAUACAGAACCAUCUGACUCUAGGCCACGCAGAAUCUUGGUCAAUGACGAAUUCGCUUCAGGGGCUCCUGAGUGUGCCCCCAAAGUCUGCGAUGUCUCAGCUUCACGAGCCGGUGCCGAGCUCCGUGGGAAACAAACCGUUGCUUGCUAUCGAUACCCACAACAUCGGCCCUCCAAGAAAGGCCCCGAGACCAAAGCAUCUAUCUCCAAGUUCUUCUUUGCGUUCAAACAACAGCUCUCAAAACAUAUCCCCUAUCAGUGCUGGUUCUGGGGACUGGACCAUGGCAUCCACCAUCGACACGACCCUUACGUCGCCAAUUACGCCCUUCAGCCCUCCUGGACUCGAUUCAAUGGCUUUGUCGCGAGAGAAUAGUUGCAGGUUUCCGAAAGACCGUCGCAUCCAUCACAAUACCGAUCAUCUGAAUGGGUUCAGUUGGCCUCGGCUGGAUGACAAGACUGUGCCGGUCUCACAAGCUGCUGCCCAAAAGUCAGACAACUAUACUCUGGACAAUAUAGCUGAACUACCCGGAGACAAUCCUGAAAAUCUGGCCAUCCCACGUAUAUGUGGAGAGGAUCCCUUCCUGUUCUCAUUUGAACCUAACGACAACUAUUCCUGGUCAAGUUCUAUGAACACCGAGGCCAACGUAUUGUUCACAAGUGAUGACCUUAAGGUACCCGCAAUUGACGCGCAAACCGAGCAAGAGGCAGCGAGCUCGGAAACGAAGCCACUUGUUGGCUCAACCUGGGAGGUACUUGAACACCACAUCUCAAGCUCUGUUGGGAAAACCACCCACCUCAGAGGAAAUCCUUUGGCAAGCCGGUUGCAAUCAGUAUCCGCCAAAGAAGUCGCGAUGAUUGGCCUGUCAGCUCUGAAGAGGCUUCUCGCUGGAACUGAGCCUACUGACCCUUUUGAUUACCUCUGCUUUGUCCACGUCACUUAUGCCUUUUCCCUGAUAAUCCACGAAGAUGAUCUGGCCAGUCGGUGCAACGAACUCUUUGAGCAGGCCCUUGCGUACAGGGGCUUCUUGAAUCCCAGCUACCAUGAUGUUUAUGCGCAGAUUGUCUUUACCAUCUGGCAACCAAUUGGUCAUGAGGUAGCCGGCGCCGGUGAACGGCCUUCAAGCAGGUUAUUGAGCCAGAAAGGGAAAGAGCCAGAGUUGCGUUCGCCUUCGAGAUCGCCGGUCAAACCGGAUACAAUGGUGGUUAUAGCUCAGAACUUUUUGGAUGAUCUGGAGUACUCGGUGGUCAACAGUUAUGCUGAACGGCCGAUCGAGAUCCUGACAUCUGAUCUGUGGUCCAUGCACAUUUCAGAACACCGACCAAACGCCUCGCCCACCGAUGCCUUCGCAAUUACCGUAAGGUAUAUCGUACAAGUACUGAACCAGACGUUUCCGGAUGUGGAGAACCAAUCUCUUUCCCAGAAGCUGAUGGCGAUAAACCAAAGAGUCAAUGCCGGAUACAUUACAACAGUGCGCAAGCUAGAACUCGAACUCCUGCAAGCUGGCAAGAAUAGUAUGGCUUCGUUCGGUCUAUUCGACAAGUUCAUCCCCCAAGUCAGGGACUUGUGCGAUCCGAUAUAUCUACAGGGUAUGAACCCGCGAAAGAAGUACCACACUCUGGGUGUCUCUCUGAUGGAGUCGCUCAUCCUUAACAUGGGAACGGACAAGGCGCCGCCGCCUGAAUUUCAGAUGACCUUACCUGUAGGCCUCGAGUCGCUUGACUUUGAUUUCCUGGAACUGGGGAAGGCUUUCGGAGAGGAGACAUUAGGUGGACAGCCGGAACAACCUGACCUUUUGACCUUGGCAGAACCACUGGCGUUGAACUUGGAAGCCCCCAUGGACUUCUCGAUGGAACAAUGCAUCGAGGAUCCAGUGGGAAAUACCACCAAAUCGCCCAUAGAUACAUCGACGUCCAAGUAUAAGUCGACAGUCGACCCAACAAGUCUGACCCGAAUUAGCGCCAGUACGCAUACUUCCACAGCCUCACACUCGGAAUCACCCAGCGAGACCCUGAAGGCUUCGAUGGCCAACUCGCCAGAUCUCUCACGACCCGCAAGCGAGGGAAGCCGAGCUACCAAGGCGGGCAGCUCAGGUGACCUGGGCAGCAGCCAAAAAAUGGAAGCAGGCAGUUGCUGCGAGCUCUGCAGGUACAGACCCAGAGGUGAUCCACAGUGGUUCAAAGGUUCCAUGGCCAAGCACAUGAAGUUGCAGCACUCACCCCAGCCGCCCAAAAUCUACAAGUGCUCGUUCCCGGGCUGCACGAGUCAGUAUAAGAACCGGCCGGACAACCUGCGGCAGCAUCAGAUUGAAAAGGGUCAUUUUGUUGAGGGGGUGGAUGAUAAGGGGCGGAGACCGAGUAAGAGGAAGAAGAUGGAUGAUUGA
Pseudomassariella vexata is the source of this 3084-nucleotide messenger RNA. RefSeq lists its product as uncharacterized. NCBI's taxonomy places the organism in Eukaryota, Fungi, Ascomycota, Sordariomycetes, Amphisphaeriales, Pseudomassariaceae. The record is from RefSeq and is a predicted model, not a curated record. The transcript has 4 exons. The coding region runs from base 1 to 3084 and encodes 1027 amino acids.